GCAGCCUGUUUGGUUGUCCCAGCAGGCCAUACGCCACGGCGUGGAGUCCGCUAAGGAUCAUAGACGGUAUUUCCGCGCAUUAACUCGCCAGUGGCAACACACAAGUUGAAAUACAUACGGUACCUGUAAAGUUAGGAGAAAGUAAACGGCUGGUCGCAUCGAAAUGUCGUUAAUUUGCUCAAUUUCUAAUGAGGUGCCUGAGCACCCCUGUGUAUCUCCUGUGUCUAAUCAGGUGUUUGAGCGAAGGCUGAUCGAGAAGUACAUUGCAGAGAAUGGGACUGAUCCUGUUAAUGGACAGCCACUCUCCGAGGAGCAGCUAAUUGAUAUUAAAGUAUCACAUCCUAUUCGUCCAAAACCACCUUCAUCCACAAGUAUCCCUGCAAUUCUUAAAGCCCUACAAGAUGAAUGGGAUGCUGUUAUGUUGCACAGCUUCACUCUUAGACAGCAGCUACAAACCACUCGGCAGGAGCUCUCCCACGCCCUGUACCAGCAUGAUGCUGCCUGCAGAGUCAUUGCUAGGCUGACCAAAGAAGUAACUGCUGCCAGAGAAGCCUUGGCUACUCUGAAGCCUCAGGCUGGAUUGGCUGUUCCUCAAGCAGUGCCAGCUUCUCAGCCCAUGACAGUGGGUGCUGGAGAAUCUAUGGAAGUGGGUGAACAGGUUGGAAUGACUCCUGACAUCAUUCAGAAGCUUCAAGACAAAGCUACUGUGCUCACCACUGAGCGUAAGAAGAGAGGAAAGACCGUUCCUGAGGAAUUGGUUCGUGCAGAGGAUCUCAGUAAAUAUCGCCAAGUUGCUUCUCAUGCAGGUCUGCAUAGUGCCAGUAUCCCAGGAAUUCUUGCUCUUGACCUCUGCCCAUCAGACACCAGCAAAGUGCUUACUGGUGGUGCUGAUAAAAAUGUUGUUGUCUUUGACAAAAAUGCUGAACACAUUAUUGCAACACUCAAGGGCCACACCAAGAAAGUCACCAGUGUGGUAUACCAUCCAUCUCAGACUGUUGUCUUCUCAGCUUCCCCCGACUCAACUAUUCGUAUUUGGUCUGUGCCCAAUUCCUCUUGCAUUCAAGUGGUUCGAGCCCAUGAAGGUCCAGUUACUGGGCUCAGUCUGCAUGCUACUGGAGACUACCUGUUGAGUGCUUCAGAGGAUCAGUACUGGGCAUUCUCAGAUGUUCAGACCGGCCGUAUUUUGACCAAGGUAGCAGAUGAAAGUUCUGCUUGUGCUUUAACCUGUGCCCAGUUCCAUCCUGAUGGGCUGAUUUUUGGGACUGGAACAAUAGAUUCUCAGAUAAAGAUUUGGGAUCUAAAGGAAAGAACAAAUGUAGCCAACUUCCCUGGGCACUCUGGACCAAUCACAAGUAUUGCUUUCUCGGAGAAUGGUUAUUACCUGGCCACAUCUGCAGAUGACUCUUCUGUCAAACUGUGGGAUCUGCGCAAGCUCAAGAACUUUAAAACUAUCCAGCUGGAUGACAAUUAUGAGGUGAAAUCUCUUGUCUUUGAUCAAAGUGGCACAUACCUGGCAGUUGCAGGCUCGGAUAUUAGAAUUUAUGUCUGUAAGCAAUGGUCAGAAGUCCUGAACUUCACAGAACACAGCGGAAUCACCACUGGUGUGGCAUUUGGACAGCAUGCUCAGUUUCUUACUUCAACUGGAAUGGAUCGUAGCCUUAAAUUCUACAGUUUGUAAAUGGGAUGCUUUCCUUCCUUCCUUCCUUUUUUUGUGGCUGUCAAGUUGCACUCAUUUAAGGAACAAUUUAGUUUUCUCCUCAUUUAGGAAAUUAGUUGUUUUUGCAGUUUUUUGUUUUUCCCCCAUUUUUGAAUUAGGGCUUAUAGCCCAAGCAUUGGACAUAACUGGCUUGCUCCAUGGAAACUGACGGACAGAAGUCAGCCAACACUUAAGCUUUCAUUCGCUGGCUGUGCUUGAAUUCUGUUCAGUUUGCUUCCACCUUGUGGCACCGCCUGUGCGAUUAUAUGCACAUCAAUAUUCAUCCCUCAGUGGAUUAGAGACCAACAUACAUUGCUUUUGGGUGCAGGAUUGCGACAAAUGUUUUAUGAACAGGUGUUUUAUUUUUGUUUUUUUUUUUUUUUUGUUUUUGCUAUUUAAAACUGAGCCACAACAAACUUUAUUUUAGAAAUUUUUUGAAUGGAUAUUAUAAGGAGUCAUUAGAAAAUGGCACAGGAUUAUAGUUCCCCAAUGAUUUGGGCUUAGAGCUAUUCCAUGGAUGAAUAGUACAAGACUUAUGGUUAUCAUUGCCUUGUAGAAUAUUUCAUCGUUUGAAGCUUAAGUCUGUGAGCUUACAGGCUCUUCUCUUUUUACUGUGUUUUUUUAUUGUGGAAAUUGCAAUUAAAUUAAUAGUUGAAUUGUAUUUUCCCAUCUAAAGAGUUGCUUUUAUUUGUUUUUGCCUCUGCUAAAUUGGACUGUAUGAGUCGGCUCUUAACAGAUUUUGCCUGCUGUACGUCGUUAGUUUGUCUCAAACAUACUCACUUGCAGCAAAGUGAUGGCACGCAGGGGUUUAACCUAGAGGACUACGUUGUUUCUUUUUGUCUCUGUCUGGCCUCUUCUGAUUUGAUGUGAUUGCAUUAGGAAUUAAUCAUUUUGAUCAUGACUUGAGGAAGUUACCACCCCAGACACACAUUAUCACAUCUUUUUUGUAUUCCAGUUGAAUGAAAUGAAGAACCUACUCAGUGUGUUGUUCUCUUGAAAUUGUGUGAUGUCUAAGACUCAUUUUUGUAAACAGAUUCUACUUCCAUCUAAUAAAGUAACUUCAAUGAAAUA
This is a messenger RNA of Polypterus senegalus (gray bichir), 2767 nucleotides long. RefSeq names its product pre-mRNA processing factor 19 (gene prpf19). Gene Ontology annotation, biological process: DNA repair; mRNA splicing, via spliceosome; protein ubiquitination. Gene Ontology annotation, molecular function: protein binding; ubiquitin protein ligase activity. The record is from RefSeq and is a predicted model, not a curated record. The transcript has 16 exons. Gene Ontology annotation, cellular component: cytoplasm; U2-type catalytic step 1 spliceosome; Prp19 complex. The coding region runs from base 164 to 1678 and encodes 504 amino acids. Lineage: Eukaryota; Metazoa; Chordata; Cladistia; Polypteriformes; Polypteridae.